AUGGCCGAGCAACAGAAUCUCCACUUUGAGACCCUCCAGCUUCACGCGGGCCACGAGCCCGACUCCGCCACCAAUUCCCGCGCCGUCCCCAUCUACGCGACGACUUCGUACACCUUCAAUGACUCCGCCCAUGGUGCGAGGCUCUUCGGCCUCAAGGAGUUCGGCAACAUCUAUAGCCGCAUCAUGAACCCCACCGUCGACGUUUUCGAGAAGCGUAUUGCCGCCUUGGAAGGCGGCGUCGCCGCUGUGGCCGCCGCCUCCGGCCAGGCCGCCCAGUUCAUGGCCAUUUCUGCGCUUGCGCAUGCGGGCGACAACAUCGUUUCCACGAGCAACUUGUACGGCGGUACUUACAACCAGUUCAAGGUGCUGUUCCCGCGCCUUGGCAUCAAUACGAAGUUUGUUAAUGGCGACGACCCGGCUGAUAUCGCCGCUGCUAUUGAUGAUCGCACUAAGGCUGUUUAUGUCGAGACUAUCGGUAACCCCCGCUAUAACGUGCCGGACUUCGAAGCCAUUGCAAAGGUUGCGCACGAGAAGGGUGUGCCACUGGUGGUCGACAACACCUUCGGUGCGGGCGGCUACUUCGCCCGCCCCAUCGACCAUGGCGCCGACAUCGUCGUCCAUAGCGCCACGAAGUGGAUCGGCGGCCACGGGACCACCAUUGGCGGCGUGGUAAUCGACAGCGGCAAGUUCGACUGGGGCAAACACAGCGCCCGCUUCCCCCAAUUCGUCGAGCCCUCCGAGGGCUACCACGGCCUGAAGUUCUGGGAGACCUUCGGCUCAAUCGCCUACGCGAUCCGCGUGCGGGUCGAGAUUCUACGGGACCUGGGUGCCGCGUUGAAUCCGUUCGCGGCGCAGCAGUUGAUUCUGGGCUUGGAGACGCUGAGUCUGCGCUGCGAGCGCCAUGCCACGAAUGCCCUUGCGCUGGCGAAGUGGUUGCAGACGAAUGAACAUGUUUCGUGGGUUUCGUAUCCCGGUCUGGAGGAUCAUCCGUCGCAUGCGACUGCGAAGAAGUAUCUGACCCGUGGCUUUGGUGGUGUUUUGUCGGUUGGGAUUAAGGGUGGUGCGGCGGCUGGGAGCCAGGUGGUUGAUGGAUUUAAGCUGAUUUCGAACCUAGCCAACGUCGGCGACUCCAAGACUUUGGCUAUCCACCCCUGGUCCACCACCCAUGAGCAGCUCACGGAGCAGGAGCGUGCCGACUCCGGCGUCACUGAGGAUGGCAUUCGCAUCUCAGUUGGCACUGAGCACAUCGACGAUAUUAUUGCCGACUUUGAGCAGUCAUUCCGCGCGUCGAAGGCUGCUGUGCCGGACCGCACUGCUUAG
Molecule: messenger RNA, 1320 nt
Organism: Penicillium canariense
Lineage: Eukaryota; Fungi; Ascomycota; Eurotiomycetes; Eurotiales; Aspergillaceae
Product: O-acetylhomoserine aminocarboxypropyltransferase/cysteine synthase family protein
Exons: 4
Coding region: 1-1320 (439 amino acids)
Biological process (GO): transsulfuration
Molecular function (GO): pyridoxal phosphate binding; transferase activity, transferring alkyl or aryl (other than methyl) groups
Source: RefSeq, a predicted model, not a curated record